Messenger RNA from Amyelois transitella, 3001 nucleotides. RefSeq names its product germ cell nuclear acidic protein. NCBI's taxonomy places the organism in Eukaryota, Metazoa, Arthropoda, Insecta, Lepidoptera, Pyralidae. Bases 889 to 2562 code for a protein of 557 amino acids. The transcript has 8 exons. The record is from RefSeq and is a predicted model, not a curated record.
CCGGUCCCCUCAUACUAAUGUUUAAAAUGUUUAAGAUUCUGACUUCACACAUGCAGUGCCCACACUUUUCUCCGUCGAGACAUGGCGAGUCGGUAAAUAAGCUGAAUAAAUUAAUGAUCGAAGUAUACCAACCCCCCUUUGUCAUAGAUUAUGAAUCAAGAUGAACCCAAGUCAUGGAUUGCGACAUCGGGUUUUAGGCAAGUUAUUGAAACUGUUGAUUUUCAGAAAUUUUCUUAGUAAUACUACCUUGACCUUAAUUUAAAGACAGAUCAACAUAACACAUAUACAACAUACACAACGUACAAGACACGUAAGUACGUAACUGUUAAUUUUCGGUGACAAUGUUUUAUUAAAUUUUUUUUAUAUACUGCACUCAAAUUAUAAUUUAAGUGAACCAUCAACAAUUUGAUUAAUUAAAUAUGUAUAAGAAAUACCAUCCCAGAUUGUACCCGACCCAAAUUUACUCCUUAUUAGCAUAUCCUUUGAACUAAGUAUCAGCCAUUGCGGUAAAAUUUAAUUUCCUUUCAAAAUGCGAAACCAUAAUUGUCCAUUGUCCGAACAUUGCAGAAUAAUUAUCCCUUGCAGUGUUCUUAGUGAAUUUUACAAGGAUAUGUGUGUACAGACAUAUGUACAUAAAAUGUUGACUACCGCAUCGGCCAGAACUUUCACCUGUCUGCGUAGUCGGUGAUCUUUGGCGGCAGCAGUGGCCAUCACUACUUUCCUUCCCUGCGUGUGACGUAACUCUAUAAAAGAGAGUGCGGUGAAGACGCCGCCGCUAUACCGUUUCCGUCCGCCAAGCACGGCUACAGCGUCCCGAGCACGGAUCAGAAGGACGCGGGCGGAACCCUUCCGCCGAACUCAAAGUGACAGUUCGUCAAAAGAUACGAGAUGAGGUCGUUAUUCUUGUUAGCAGCUUUGUGCUGCUUAGUGUUGUCGGCGUAUGCCAGCCCUAUCGCGCGGUCUGAGGAGCAGGAGAAGGAGGUGGCGAGACAGUCGGCAGCCUCGCCUGCAGCCGCGCCCGCCGCCACCGAUGACGACGAUGAUGAUGACGACGACGAUGAUGACGAUGAAGAAUUGGAUCUCGAUGACGCGCUAGCAGCAGACGACGAUGAUGACGACGACGACGAUGAUGAUGAUGAUGAAGAGGAAGCUGACGAUGACGACGAUGAUGAAGACUACCUGGAGAGAUUCUUCGACGACAUCUUAGGAGGUGAAGACGAAGACGACGAUGAUGAUGAGCCAGCAGCCGUUCAGCCCGUGGUCGCCCCCGCAGACACCGUUGCUGCAACUCCCGCGCCAGCUGUUGAAGAAGCUGCCGCCGCAGUAGAAGAAACAGAAGCGGCCGAGUCUGAAGCCGCCGCAGAAGGCGAAGAGGAAGCUGUUGGAGGACAGAAGGAACCCGCUAGUGCCGAGGUAGAGGCUCCCGCUGCAGAGGCUGCCCCAGCUGAAGCAGAUGCUGAGGACGACGAUGACGAUGAUGAUGACAUCACUGACGCCCUCGACCCUGAGGAGGAUGACGAUGACGAAGAUGAAGAGGAGGACGACGAUGAUGACGACGACAUUACUGACGCCCUCGGAAGGAAAAUCUCCGCCAAGCACUCACGUGCCUUGACCAAUGAGCCUCCAAAGAAAGAGCCAGUUCCAGCCAUAUAUAUCGUCAAGUACAAUAGAUUCGUCGACAACAUCUUAGACAAAAUGAAUGAUAUCUUAAAAAAAUCGUACGAUCCUGUCAGCGUUAAACUUCAACCUAUUGAUGCUAACAAGAAAAACAGCAAGCCAAAAGACAAGAAUAAGAAUAAGAAGAAAAACAAUAAGAGGAAAUCAGCACAUAAAAAGAAGAAGAACAAUGCACGCACACACGCAGAAAAAAUCCAGGAAAAAUUAGAACAAGUGUCCACUCAAAAUCCAGACCAAGCUCUAAACAAAGUCGAAGAUCUGAAACCAGAAGAAACUGUAAAGACAGUGACUGAACAAAUGCAGAACGAUCCUUCGGAGUCUAGAGCUAGCAAAGCAAAGCCUACUACCACUAAACCAAAACCUCCAGUCAAACAAACAAAGCCUACGCGUAAACCUAAUCCACCUAAAGCUACAACCAAAAAACCUGUAAUUAAGAAAGAUAAAAAUAAGGUAAAGACUUCCAGUAACAAGAACAAGCCUAGAGCGAAGGGAACUUUGUAUGGACUGUCAUCUUUGAGAAGAGUUGGAGAUGUUGCGGUGAACAUUAUGUCGGAUCACACAACCGUGAAGAGCAACUUUGCUGUAGGACCCCUUAUUUUGAGAGUCGAAAAAGAGGUUGGUCGUGGAGCCAAAAAGGAGAUCAAAUCGGCGACGGCGACUACCGCUGAGAUGACAGGAAAACUGACGCUCAGAGUCAACAACCUGGGUGUCGCCACGUUGCAUUCUAUCAAAGUGCUGCAGCCUAAACAGGUGAAUGUUGAUAGCAACCACGAACGUACCAGGGAGUUGGUGUGGAGACGAAGCGCAAGAAUCGCCCACGUGGUCUCCGAAAAACUUCUGACUGUUUCCAAACCAAUGUUCUACCACCAGAACGUGGAACAAUAAGAGUUCCCGUAGUUCGAGCCAUGACGCAACUAUUAUGAUCGACAAUAAUUUUGUAUAGUACUGAAACGUGCAUUUAUUAGACUUAACAAUUAUUUAGGGUAAGGGAAAUAGAUUGGGGAGUUCUGGUGACAAUUGUAAGGGAAAAUUGGACUCCUGAAGUAUUCUUGUUACUAUUUAAACGACAAAGAUUUAAACUGUAACAAAUAUAUUCAGUUGUAAAUAGUUGACAUAUCAAGGCUUUUAGCUAAAAUUUCAGGUGCUGUCGGAUUUUUAGUAUCGAAACAUUUACGUACUGUAUAAGUUUUAAGAUACUCAUUAUUUAAUUAGUCAGGAAGUGCAUUUACUAUUUGUAAUUAAUGGUGCUAAGUUAUACAGUCUUGCAUUUAUUUAUGUAUAGUUAAAGAUACGAAGAAAAUAAAUUAUUACCUAAUUACUGGCA